Messenger RNA from Salvelinus namaycush (lake trout), 2486 nucleotides. Its product is annotated as serine/threonine-protein kinase kin-29-like. Gene Ontology annotation, cellular component: extracellular region. Gene Ontology annotation, molecular function: protein kinase activity; ATP binding; lipid binding. Bases 115 to 1788 code for a protein of 557 amino acids. NCBI's taxonomy places the organism in Eukaryota, Metazoa, Chordata, Actinopteri, Salmoniformes, Salmonidae. The transcript is spliced from 10 exons. Gene Ontology annotation, biological process: protein phosphorylation; lipid transport; lipoprotein metabolic process. The record is from RefSeq and is a predicted model, not a curated record.
CCUAAGAUUGGUGAGAGCUAUCAUGUUUGUCGUAUUUUUAGGACAUGGUCAUGUGGGGCCAGCCGGACCUAAAAGCGAGAUAGGGGAGACUGGAGAUUCCAGUGAAAUUUAAAGAUGGGGAAAACACAGAGUGUCCUUGAGAAGAAAGGAUACACUACCCAGAAGGAGGUAGAGAAUGGUGUCAUCGCUACUGACGAACAUGGUGACCAGUUUGUCGUUAAAGAGAUCAAAUUGAAUGGGACAGCUGUCCUGGACUCCAGUGCUGGAGAAAUUGUCUCAGAGGUUGAAAGCCUCAGACAGAUUAGUCAUCCCCACAUUGUAAGCUACAAAAACUCAUUUCUAGAGGAUAACUGCUACUAUAUAGUGACAGACCAUUGUGCAAAGGGAAAUCUCUCUCAGAAGAUACAAGAGCAGAUGACUAACCCUACAGAAGAGUACUCUGAGAAGAUUAUGGACUGGUUUGUCGAGAUCUGCAUGGCCCUGAAGCAUGUACAUGACCAGUGCCUUCUUCACAGAGAACUGAGACCCCAGAACAUACUUCUCACAGAAUUUGAAACACUUCGUUUGGGAGCGUUUGGAAGUGCCAACGAAAAGGCUACCAACGAGGACGGAAUGGUGGGUUAUUUAGGCCCAGAGAUUCUGACUGGUGAAACGUAUGACACCAAAAGUGAUAUUUGGUCCUUGGGAUGUGUGCUGUAUGAGUUGUGUAUGCUUCAGGGUGCAUUCACUGCAGAGAACACAAUCAAGCUCAUCCCCCAAAUAUUGGGAGGUUCUUACCCAUCUCUCCCAGAGAGCUUCUCAUCUGAGCUCUGCGACCUCCUGUGUGACAUCUUCCAACAAGACCCGACCAUUAGGCCUUCAGUUGGUGACAUCAUGGCAAAACCCUUCAUUAUCAGUUUCAUCACAAAAAAGAGUGAGAAAACUGUGGCGGAACUCCAGACAACCUUGGACAAGCUGAGAACUCUGGCAGACGGCUUGGAGAGUAUGCACAAAGGCACCACCAUAGGCAGUCUGACGGGGGGUGUUAUUGGGGCAGCUGGAGGAAUCACCUCUAUAGUGGGGCUCAUCCUGGCUCCCUUCACUCUGGGCGCCUCCCUGAUCGUCACUGGGGUUGGUAUUGGGGUGGCUGUCGCUGGUGGAGCCACAGCAGGAGUAUCAAACAUCACCAACAUGGUCAAUCAGUCCACCGACCGCCUAGCCAUGAAGAACAUCAUCAAGGAGUUCCAGGAGAAGAUGAACUCUGUGGUGACAUCUCUACAAAACAUUGCUGAGGGUUUGGAGAUACUCAUGCAAACUAGCUCUUCUAAGAUAGAAAGUGCCGGUUUCAAUGUAGAGGCCGCUGUUAGUGCUGGGGUGAGGGCUGGGAAAGGCCUUGCGGGCACAAUAGAGCUCUUCAGACUACUCCAGGUGGCCAAUAUUGGCAAGGUGGCAGCCCAAAGUGCCAGGGCAGUGCGUGUGGCAGAGGUGGCGACAGGAAUAUUUUCCGCUUUUUUUGUAGCUGUUGAUAUUUUCUUCAUCGCCAUGGAUGCCAGAGAGAUCCACAACAUCCGACAGGCAAAGGUGAAUGAACAGUCUGGUGAUACCAGUAAGUUAGAAGUGAUGGACACAGACUCCAGCACUGAGCUGAACCCUGCAUGUGAAGAACCAAAGGCUGAGGUCAAGUCAGAGACCAUGAAGUUCAUCCAGACGAUCAGACAGACAGCUGAACAGCUACAGGAGAGCCUGGACGAACUGAGUGACGUCAUCUCGUUCAUUCCUAAGAUAGAGGACUGUUACUUAGACGACUGACCUACUCAGUGAUUCUACGAGAUGCAUAAACAACAGAUCCACUCAUACUUUAAUAUUGAACUUCUCUGUAAUAGACCGGUAUGGGCAGAUGUCCUUUUUGAUAGCCAGAAACUCACUUUCAUCCUUAAGACAUGGCUUGUACAACUCAGUUAUGAUAACUAAGUGGUACAGAUCAAUAUCUAUAUCACAGACACCUCUACUUCUGAAAUGAUUAAUUUUAUAUCAUAACUGUCGGGAUGGAUUUGAUCUGUAUAUUAUUUUCAUGAAACAAAUUGUAUUAAAAUAGUAAGCAACUGCAAAAUGAUCAUUUUCAAUCUAUUCAUACAUGAAGGUGCAUGGUGAUUGUAUAGAAUUAUAUUAAUAAAACAUUGACUGAUAUGAAACAUUAUACAUCAACGUUUCUUCAUGGUAAAAUAAUAAAGAUCAGUUCAUUUAAAAAAAUAAAAAAAGUGUACAAUGCACCAAAUCUGUCUUUUGGCCUGAUGGUAGCAUUUUUCAUGCCCAAAUACACACUGGUAAACCCUGUUGAAGUACAAACAACAGAUAUAUUUCAAAAACGUUCAUAUUUAGCAGCCUGUUAGUAUCCGGUACUUGUUUGUGUUGCUAUUUUGUACUUGUGGUACUUGUUUGUGCUAUCUAUUUUGGUUAGGUCAGGGUGUGACUAGGGUAGGUACUCUAGUUUGUGUAUUUCUAUGUUG